This is a messenger RNA of Peromyscus eremicus (cactus mouse), 1472 nucleotides long. It is a transcript of the gene Suds3, whose product is annotated as SDS3 homolog, SIN3A corepressor complex component. Bases 51 to 1049 code for a protein of 332 amino acids. The transcript is spliced from 13 exons. Gene Ontology annotation, cellular component: Sin3-type complex. Lineage: Eukaryota; Metazoa; Chordata; Mammalia; Rodentia; Cricetidae. Gene Ontology annotation, biological process: negative regulation of transcription by RNA polymerase II. The record is from RefSeq and is a predicted model, not a curated record. Gene Ontology annotation, molecular function: histone deacetylase binding.
GCGGCCGCGAGCUCCGCGGGACACGUUCCGCCGCGGGCCGAGGCGGCGACAUGAGCGCCGCGGGGUUGCUGGCUCCGGCGCCCGCCCCGGCUGCAGCGCCGCCCGCCCCGGAGUACUACCCGGAGGACGACGAGGAGCUGGAGAGCGCCGAGGACGACGAGCGCAGCUGCCGGGGUCGCGAGUCCGACGAAGACACUGAGGACGCCAGCGAGACAGACCUGGCGAAGCACGAUGAGGAAGACUACGUGGAGAUGAAGGAACAGAUGUAUCAGGACAAGCUGGCGUCUCUGAAGCGGCAGCUGCAGCAGUUACAGGAAGGUACGUUACAGGAAUAUCAGAAGAGGAUGAAGAAGCUGGACCAGCAGUACAGAGAGAGGAUCCGGAACGCAGAACUCUUCCUCCAACUGGAAACCGAACAGGUGGAAAGGAACUAUAUUAAGGAGAAAAAGGCGGCAGUGAAGGAGUUUGAAGACAAGAAGGUGGAGCUGAAGGAGAACCUCAUUGCCGAGCUCGAAGAGAAGAAGAAGAUGAUAGAGAAUGAGAAGCUCACCAUGGAGCUGACGGGAGAUUCUAUGGAAGUGAAACCCAUCAUGACCAGAAAAUUGCGGAGGCGACCAAAUGAUCCUGUCCCCAUUCCAGACAAGAGGAGGAAACCGGCUCCCGCUCAGCUCAACUACCUGUUAACGGACGAGCAGAUCAUGGAGGAUCUGAGGACGUUGAACAAGCUUAAGUCACCCAAGCGACCAGCUUCCCCGUCCUCUCCUGAACACUUGCCUGCCACACCUGCAGAGUCUCCAGCCCAGAGGUUUGAGGCUCGGAUAGAAGACGGCAAACUGUACUAUGAUAAAAGAUGGUACCACAAGAGCCAAGCCAUCUACCUAGAGUCAAAGGACAACCAGAAACUGAGCUGUGUGAUCAGCUCAGUGGGAGCCAAUGAGAUCUGGGUGAGGAAGACCAGUGACAGCACCAAGAUGAGGAUCUACCUGGGCCAGCUGCAGCGCGGGCUCUUCGUGAUCCGCCGGCGAAAAUUCUUAACUUACCGGGACUAGCUACUUGGCCUGGGACAUGGAGAGCGCUGUGGAGUCUUCAAAGGCACCCACACGGCCGGCCACCUCCAUCUCUGUCGCUCUUCCUGCCUCGGCUUCUUCCAGAGUCAGUCGCCAGAGACUGACUGUCGGGAGUAUUGGGGGUUUCCUCCACCUGCCUUUUAGUCCUUACUUUUUAUUUGAUUUUUUUUUUUUUUUUUGUUUAUACUUGGUCCUUUUUUUAAACCCUCCUUUGAGUUUGAAGGGGAGCUCCUUUUAAUGAGUGUCUUGAGGUCUUUCUCCCAUGAGGAGCAGUGAGUGUGUUUUCCCGUCUGGAUCUGAUUGGUGGAUUGUGUGCCUGCUUCCCUCGUUAGGCCCGGAAGCGUGGGGCAGGAGAGCUCUCUCGGCUCCGCCUGCUCGGAGAAAUAAAGGAUGUGUAACAUCUCA